This is a messenger RNA of Canariomyces notabilis, 1086 nucleotides long. RefSeq lists its product as uncharacterized. Lineage: Eukaryota; Fungi; Ascomycota; Sordariomycetes; Sordariales; Chaetomiaceae. The record is from RefSeq and is a predicted model, not a curated record. The transcript has 4 exons. Bases 26 to 901 code for a protein of 291 amino acids.
GUGCAGCCUUCCGUGUGGACCAGUUAUGGAACACGAAAAGGCCAAGAGCCAAGCAGAGCACUGCCCCUUGCAUCUGCGAACAAUUUAUUGGGCUUUAAAAUGUGGCUGGUCGCCCCUGCUGUGCUGGCCGAUUCUUUGCUUCGACAUCCCCAACGACUCCACGAGCGCUGUUGUUUCGCCCUUCCAGAUCUCUUGCAUCGUAACGGCUCUGUACCUUGAUCAACACCCCUCAAAGGUCUCCAAGAUGGCCCAGCAAAUGGCCCAGCAGUUCCAGCAGCAGAUGGGCCAGCAGAUGGGCUACGGUUACCAAGCCCAGCUGCCACCGCCGCCCCAACCGCUGGGCAUCUUCAAUGAGUUCAUUUUCAGCCAGCCCGUGACGCUGGUGCUCAAAGAAAAGAUGUUUGACAGCUUCGACAUCAACGACAUCAACGGCCAUCCCGUCCUGCGCGUCAAGGGCCAUCUCGCGUCGCUGCAUGGCCGGAAGUCGGUUUACAACCUCCGAGACCAACACCUCUUUGACAUUUCCAAGGAGCUUAUGCACAUCCAUGCCACCUUUGUCGUCGAGGAUCCCGGCCAGAGGAAGCUCAUGGAGGUGAAGAGCAGCUUUGCUCUCCUCGGGUCCAAAGCCACAGCCACAUUCACCACAGUUCAGGGCCAGCCUGUGUCCCUGAUGAUGAAGGGGAACUGGUUUGACACGGCUGCCGACAUCGUCAAUGAGGCCACGGGCCAGCCCGUUGCCCGCAUCCAGCGCCAGCUCACUGGGGGCGAGAUCUUGUUUGGCCGCCAGACAUACCACUUGACAGUGGCCCCGGGCGUUGACACGGCGCUGCUGGCCGCCAUGUGCAUCUGCAUGGACGAGAAGAACAACGAGGGCAAGGGCGGCCUGUGCACUGUGAUGUGAUGCCGACUGGAGCGAUUACGAACUGGAGGUAAUUAUGGCGGUGGGUAAUCCGGGAAUCUGGUUUGCAUGUUCAUGUUGAUACGCGUUAUCCUUAUUAUACCCCCUGUGCUAUGUUUUUGGGAUUGGACGAUUCAGCUAGGUAGAGUUCGAUGGCAAACAAAUGGCACUGCUAGACGACGAAAACA